Molecule: messenger RNA, 1573 nt
Organism: Mytilinidion resinicola
Lineage: Eukaryota; Fungi; Ascomycota; Dothideomycetes; Mytilinidiales; Mytilinidiaceae
Exons: 4
Coding region: 173-1573 (466 amino acids)
Source: RefSeq, a predicted model, not a curated record
CAAUUUUCAACCUGAGUGUUAUGAGCCCGGAUACUUAUCAGGAUCUGCCUUCCUCCCUGCCCUGUUGUUGUUGUUAUUGCUUUUUGAACCUUUUUGGUGUUGAGUCAGUCACAACGCCACAAAAACGCCACAGCCGAAUCGACUACACAACAGCCCGUGUUCUCUCACCAAUAUGCCAUCUACUUCCACCUCUGUUGAAAAGAUUGUUCUAUCCUCCCCUGCCGACUGGAAGCACUGGUUCUUCACCGUCGAAACAAAGGCCUACUCCGGCAAUGUAUGGGAAUAUGUCAACCCCAACAAGCCAUUUUCUGAUGAUUCCACGAAACUGAAUAAGCCUGGCCGGCCUGCACUACCGGCAGCAGCAAGCAGCGCGGAAACAUGGACCCCGGCGGCCAAAUUAGAUUGGAAACAAGCCCAAGAGGAUGCUAAGAAGGAGGAAGAUCGCUAUGACGCCAAAAUCGAUGCCAUCAACAAACUCCGAGUCCACAUUGUUGAAACGGUCGCAUCGCACUACAUACCAUUCAUCAACAAGGCCAAGACUGUGCACGAAAUGCUGAUUAGCCUCAAGAAUCAGGUGGCUCCAUCUAAUCAGCUACGCCGCUACGAACUCCGCACGCUAUGGCAGCAGCAGCAAAAGUUUCCAAAGGAUUCAAAUAUUGAACGAUGGCUACAGGAAUGGACAGUUCUCUACAGAGAAUGCGAAGAAUAUCAACUGCCUGAAGCCGCCGACAAUCGUCCACAACUCGACUUCCUGCUCUCUAUUCAGCCAAAGAAUCCCGAAUUUUCGAUAUACUGGCGCAACGAAAUGCACCGCCGCAUGGCUAGGGCUGAGAAUGCUCCACCGCUUCAGGAACUGGUUGAUUUAUUCCGUGACCAAAGACGGGAGGCUCUAGCUAUUGCAGGCAAAAUUACCAGCCAUUCUGCAUUUGCAACAACACUCAACGGCGUGGAAUUGAAGCCACCAAGCACGCCGGCAGCCACGCAGGCCGCUACAACGGCAUCCACGCCAGCCGCUAUAACGGCCUCCACAACAGCCUCCAAAGCUAAAAAUAUGCUCCCAGAAUGCAUCUGCGAAGAAUACUACUUCUUCCGAAAUUGCCUAUAUAUCUGUGAGAAUAAACGGCCAAACGGAUGGAAAAGCAACCCAGCUGUAGCAGCCAAGCUCAAGGAAAACCUCAAGAAUCGACCCGAAAAACAGCAGGCGAUAGUUCAAAAGCUGCAGGAAAUAGCCGAGGCCGGAGGGCCUAAUACUGGAUCAGUUUCUUGCUUCACAAUCGCUAUUGUUCCGCACGGACAACUACGCAUAUUUUCAACCACCAAAGCCGCCGGCCAAGCAGACGGCUAUGCAUACGGCUGUGCAUACGGCCAAGCAGCCGGCCAAGCAGCCGGCCAAGCAGACGGCCAUGCAUACGGCUAUGCAGCCGGCCACGCAGCAGGCCGUGCAGCAGGCCGUGCAGCAGGCCGUGCAGCAGGCCGUGCAGCCGGCCACGCAGAUGGCCACGCAGCAGGCCGUGAAGCUGGCCAUGCAGCAGGCCGUGCAGCCUUCGAACUCUCCGAAUCAUGGCCAAUCUGA